Ziziphus jujuba (common jujube) is the source of this 4607-nucleotide messenger RNA. RefSeq lists its product as uncharacterized. NCBI's taxonomy places the organism in Eukaryota, Viridiplantae, Streptophyta, Magnoliopsida, Rosales, Rhamnaceae. The transcript has 11 exons. The record is from RefSeq and is a predicted model, not a curated record. Bases 885 to 4172 code for a protein of 1095 amino acids.
AAAAAGGAAAAGGAAAAAAAAAUCCAAAAAAUAAAAAAAUAAAAAAUAAAAAGAGGAGCGUGAAUUCACGCGUUGACAUUAAUUAAAAUUGAAUUCAAUUGGAUUAUAUCCAGUUGUGGUGGUCGUUGUGGUGGUGGUGGUGAGAAAAUUUGUAGAGAGCAACGCAAUCAACGCGGUGGUUUCUUUUUCUUCUUUGCUGAGACAAACAAAUGGAGUAGCUGAAACUGCAAGUAACACACACAUACACAUCAUACCUUUGCUUCUCUUUCUCUCUUUCUUCCUUCUGAGCUUCUUCAACAAUUUCAACUCCGCAUUCAUUCAUACUCUCUCUCUCUCUCUCUCUCUCUCUCUCUCUCUCUCCCUGUCUCUGUCUCUGUCUCUGUCUCUGUCUCACUCACUCGCUCACUCGCUAUUCCAAGGAGAUCUUUGCUUUUCUUAUUUUCUCUUUCGUCUACCUCUACCGACACUGCCUCAAGAUCUGACUGAAAAUGCCGACUUUUCUGCUGAAAUGUGGAGACUUGAAUUAGCGGACUCAAUUCUAAUAUUCUUUUACUGCUACUGAAUCUGAAAGAUGUUUGCUGCUAUUCAAUUUCCAUUUGUAGUAUUAAAUUGUUAAGAAGUAGCUUUUCUUGUUGAACGAUUUAUUGGUUUUGUGAAAGCUGAGAGAUUAUCUGAAUUCCGAAACGCGGUAUCAUAAGUAGCUUAGGAACUAUGCUAUAUUAAGAAGACUGAGUGAUGCUUUUUGUGUUUUAAUUUUUGCAUCGACACUUAUAUAGUUCUGUGGCACACAGAUAAUAAUUUGAAUUCUGGGUUGUCUCCUCUUUCUAAGUAAUUUUUGAAUCGAGCGUAAACUCAAAUUGGGCUUUUCUUCUCUUUAAGGCAUUAUGUUUUCUUGUCUUCCAUUCAGGCUAUCCUGUUUUGUAAUUGAGCUGAAAAUGGCGGGCAGAAUAGAUGGGGAUACACCUCUAGAUUAUGUUGCAAUUCAAAUUUUUCCAUCGCAAAACAGGUAUGAGGCAACCAUCUGCAGCGGUGGAGAAGUAGAAAAUUUGGCAGCUGGUCUUCUCGAGUUGUUAUUGCCGCAUUUACCCCAAGUAAACGAAUUACACUCUAAAGGGUCCAAUGCUAACUUUAAACUCUUACUGCCAGAGAACCUGAAUGGUGCACCAUGGUUCACAAAAUCAACUUUAAACAGAUUCUUAAAGAUUGUUGGUUCACGGGAUUUAAUAAAUACAGCCAAUGCUAUUGAAGAUGAGAUGUCUCAGUUGGAGGAAGCCAAAAGAUUUCAUCUUUCUUUAUAUGAUCAGGACCAUGGAAAGCCUUCAGGAAAUGGUGAAACAGAUGGCAGUAACUUGGUUGAUGGAGCACCAAUACCUAAAUCUGAAGUAGAGAUUGCGUCAUCAGAUACUUCAAAGAAUGAACUGUUGCGAGCUAUGGAUUUGAGGCUCACAGCAUUGAGACAGGAAUUAGCUUUGGCUUUCAACAAGGCUGCUGAUGCCACCUGCACCUCUAGAGAGAUAACUUAUUUAGCAAAAUUUUCUGAACAUUUUGGAGCAACAGUUCUAAGGAAUUUGUGCAAGACUUUGGAGCAAAAUGAGAAGUGCAUUACUGAAGAUACCCAAAAUGAUGAAAAGACCUCAGUUAAAUGCUGUGCUAGGAAUGAUAAUGCUAAUGAGAGAGAUGGGGAUUCUCGGAUAUCAAAACCAAUACAUUCGAUGACAGCCGUAAAAUACGGUGUUUCCCCUGCAAAAGCUGCUCAGGUUGAGCGCCAGAGUUCAACAGAAAGUGAGAAUUCUUCCGAGUCAAGUGAUGAGGAGAAAACAUGCGCCGACCGAAGUCGAAGUCUUAUACGAUCUGCAUCACCCAGAAGGUCAGCGUCCCCAAUGCGGAGGGUACAAAUCGGAAGAACUGGAUCACGGAGGGCAGCUGCAAUAACCAUUAAGAGCCUGAACUAUUUUCCAGCUAGGGAAAAGAAUUUUCCUUAUAGAGAAGUUACUGCAGAUGGUAGUGAAGAGGAAGGAUCUGAACAGUCAAAUAAGAAACCCGAGAGUAAUGUACGACGGAUGAGUGUUCAAGAUGCAAUCAAUCUUUUCGAAAGCAAACAAAGGGAUCAAACUGAAGAUCCACAAAAAAGGACAUCAUUGACAAAUACAUCAGUAUCUGCAAAUAAAUCUGUAUUGAGAAGAUGGAGUUCGGGUAUGGGAGAAAGUUCCAUCCAAUGUGAACCAGAAUCUGAAGACUCUGUUUCUAUUACUCCAAAUGAUGUAGAGAAUGGUGAGAUUCCAAAUUUUUCAGCAGAACUGAAACCAGGGUCAGAUUCUAUUCCUGAAGAUCAGAAUACUGUUGAAACCUCUGAAGUUGAUGUGAAAUUUGAAAAAAUGGAGAAAGUUUCUUCUGACCCAAUAGAUGUCCAAUCAGAUUCUAAUGUGCCUCAGGAAGAGAAAAAUAAUAGAAAAUCAGAUGCAAUGACUGAAUGGAAUAGAAUAAAGGAAGCAGAGUUGAACCAGAUGCUGACGAAAAUGAUGGAAUGUAAACCUGGCAUAUAUAUGAAACCUCAAACUAGCAGAAACCAACAACGUCCUUCUGAACAGAGAGGUGGCUUUUAUGACCACUACAAGGAAAAGAGGGAUCAAAAACUGAGGGUAGAGAAUUCUAGGAAGAAAGCAGAAAAGGACGCACAGUUUAAAGCAAUGCAGCAGAUUCUUGAUGAGAGGAAAGCUGAAAUGGCCUCCACUAAUGUGAAUGAGGUUGAUAAAAAACGUGCUCUACGCAAUCCCCAAAGAACAAUUAAAAAGUCACCUCAACCUGCAAAUUCUAAAAAGGAAGACUCUAAAGCUUCUGUUACAAAGAAGAUUUCAUCUAAAGCGUCAUCCUUGCCUCCUACACGUAAGUCAUGGCCAUCAACACCAUCACCUAGAACCGUGGGUACAUCACCAGCUAAAACUCCUGUUUUGACUUCUUCUGGCACUACAACACGCAGGAAACCCCAGCAAACACCAUCAGUUUCUCGACCAAGCCCUAAAGUUGAAAGAUCACAGCAGCCACAGAGAAAUGUGAAGGAAUCCCGCAUUGAUAAUGGUAGGGGCUCAAAGGGUGUGAAUGAGAAGAAGCAGCCAGCACCGAGUAAGAACAGUAAAACAACAAAAGCAAAAGUUGCAACAGCUUCUGGAGAUGGUUCUGGCAUAAUUCCAGCCAAGCCUGGUAAGAUGACGAAGAAAAGCAGUGUAGUACCAGUGGAAUCAAAACCUUUUCUACGCAAGGGUUCUAGGACUAGCCCUGGUGUUGGUCCCAUUGUUAACAAGACAAAAAAUUCCUCUCAAUCUGAGGAAUGUGUGAGAAACAGCAGAAAUCUCAUUGAGACUCGAGAAAGUGAGGUGGUUGCUAGUGUGUCUGAUGUGGUGGGUCAGCAACAAGAGGAGAAUAUUAUGUCAGUUGGCCUUUCUGAUGCUGUUAUAGAAUCAGACACUCCAGUAGAUACUCAUCAGACUUGUGGUGAGGCAGAGACCUUUGACUCUGUUGCUGCUGAUGGGGACAAUGACUUAAAAGUUGCUGCAGAGUCAUCAAUAGAAAUUCAAGCUGAAGAAGAAUCAGUUAUCUCCCCAUCAGCCUGGGUGGAAAUAGAGGAGCAUCAGGUCAUGCCCCCAUGUGAUGACAGCACAUGUCAACUUACCUCUUCAGCCAAUAUUGCACCUGUUGGAUUGUCAAGUUCGCGUGUCCGUCAUUCCUUAUCCCAGAUGUUACAAGAAGAGAGCAAUGAAACUGACAGCGAGUGGGGAAAUGCUGAAAAUCCUCCUGCCAUAGUCUACCAAAAGGAUGCACCCAAAGGAUUGAAGAGGCUCUUAAAGUUUGCUCGGAAGAGCAAGGUAGACGGAAAUACAAGUGGUUGGUCUAGCCCAUCUGUCUUUUCUGAAGGAGAGGACGACUCUGACAAUGUACUGAGAAAGGCUACUCUUAAUGUAAAGAGCUAUGGAAAGCAGAAAACUUCAAUGUCCAAAGAUCACGAAAGGAAUUUGGAUGCUCAUGAAGUCUACUCUACUCAAUCAAGUAUUGGCAAAUUCGAUGCUCGGAGUUCUUUACACAAGAUGCAAGAGAGCCGUGACCCAGCUGCACUACCCUCUGCGAAAGGGACAAGGUCGUUCUUCUCUCUUUCAGCGUUUAGGGGCAGCACAAAAUGAGGUAAAGCUUCUUUACUGCAAGGGAUAAUUGUAAAGUUCAAAUCAAGGUAGGCAUUACCAUUGUGUAUCAGACCACACAUAAUUCUGGUCUUGGCACAAGGUCAAAACUUUGUACUUCUCCCAUGUUGGUAUAGAUUGCGUUGUUAUUCAACAUGCAGGGAAAAGGAGGUCAUGCCAAUACUUUGCAGCUUUUCUUCAUUUUUUUGUUUGUUGUUUUUGGUUUUGGGGGAUGGGGAUGUGGGGUUUGUACAUUCAAUUUUCCCUUAUUUUAGUUAUUAUUAUGCUCAGCUCCCUUUCAACCUCUAUAAUUAGGAUAUUUAAAAAUGAAUUGUUUGUAUUUUUGUGUAAUCAAUUAACAAUUGUUUAUUAUGGGUCCUGAAGUCCCUUUGGGGCCUAGAACCUUGAAGUUGUGAAUUUGGGUUACCUUGUGGUUUA